This is a messenger RNA of Branchiostoma floridae (Florida lancelet), 1114 nucleotides long. Its product is annotated as phospholipid phosphatase 5-like. Gene Ontology annotation, molecular function: phosphatidate phosphatase activity. The record is from RefSeq and is a predicted model, not a curated record. Lineage: Eukaryota; Metazoa; Chordata; Leptocardii; Amphioxiformes; Branchiostomatidae. Gene Ontology annotation, biological process: phospholipid metabolic process.
UAAAUGGUAAAUUAUUGACGCAGGUACGAUCACAGAAGACAUGGUUCCCUUUAUUCGUGAGAUCCAGCCAGAGGAGAGGUGGCUGUACAAGUACCCGCACAUCCAGCAUGAUGCUGUGCCAAGCACUGUCAUGUUUGCAAUAGCAAUAUCAGCACCACUAAUGGUGGUUAUUGUCUAUUCCACUGUCAAACGAGACAAGAUAGAAGCAUUCCAAGGAAUUCUAGCUGUAACCCUGGCCUUGGUGCUGAAUGGGGUUGUUACCAACACAGUUAAACUCAUGUAUGGCAGACCCAGACCGGAUUUCUUCUCCCGUUGUUUUCCUGAUGGAAAGUGGAGUAAAGAUAUGAAAUGUACCGGAGACCCUGACACCAUUAUUGAGGGCAGAAAAAGUUUUCCCAGUGGACAUUCCUCAUUUUCCUUCACAGGACUGGCAUUUGCUUCUCUGUACCUAGCUGGAAAACUGCACUGCUUCCAGGGCAAGGGGCGUGGCCAGUCUUGGAGACUUCUUCUUGCAGGCUUGCCCCUGCUUGGUGCCACUAUGAUUGCCUUGUCUCGAACCUCUGACUACAGACAUCACUGGCAAGACGUUGCUGUGGGAUCUACCAUGGGACUGCUGAUGGCGUACACCAUAUACCGACAGUACUAUCCUGCCCUCAGCAAACCUUGCUGUGACAUGCCCCACGUAGCCAUCACACCACUGGCAGACAGUGUUCUCAGUAGCUACAGUGUGGACCAAGAUACUCUGAUACAAGUAAAGACUUCAGAUUCAGCCAUUAAAAUGAUCUGAAACUUAGGAAUGAGGUUGCUUGCUUCUGAGAGAUGACAUGUCAUGUUUUGUUAAAAAAUGGGCCAAAACCAAUGUACUUGCACAGUGUCACACAUUGUUACUUUUAUGUGGCCAACAUGUUCUGCAAGUUAUUCCUGUAGGAUACAAAAAUCGUGUAUCAGGGACCUUCAUUACUUCCUUAGUUACAUUGUAUCUUAUGUCAGAUGAAAAAUGUCCAUUCUUGUAGUCAAAAUUAUUCCAUGUUAAUCUGGUAGACUAAAAGUUAAGUACAUGUAAGGGAAAAAAGAGUAUGUUAACAUGUUAUGACAAUGACACAUUCCAAACAUG